Drosophila novamexicana is the source of this 627-nucleotide messenger RNA. RefSeq lists its product as uncharacterized. The coding region runs from base 80 to 589 and encodes 169 amino acids. Lineage: Eukaryota; Metazoa; Arthropoda; Insecta; Diptera; Drosophilidae. The transcript is spliced from 2 exons. The record is from RefSeq and is a predicted model, not a curated record.
AUUGGCUGGUCAAGAGAGCUUGGUGCUGGACUCGGCGGUUUGAGUUUCAACAUUAAUUUAAGUGGAAAAGAUCUAAAUCAUGCCGCAUAUUGUGUCGCCGAUACGUUCCAAUCUCUUAUUGCAAAUCCUAUUGGAGGGCAAUCUGUACAUAGCAUUAACGUGGUGUGUCAGCUAUGUGCUCUACAUGCUCAUCUAUGAGUGGCGCCAGGUGGGAGUGCCCGUAUUCCUGGUCUUUACAUUGGCCGUGAUCACCGAGAGCUUGCGUAUCUAUGUGGGCUACACCCUCAACCUGAGCCCGCAUGGACCGCGUCCCAAAUUGUUGCUCUUCUCAACACUGGCCUUGAGUCUGCCAUUGUUGUGCGCAUUCUGGUAUCUGCGCAGGCUGCUGCUCAAUCAAAGUCUCUGGCUGCAGCUCAUCUGCAAUCUUUGGGCGAUCUUCAUAGCGCUGGAGCUGGUUGCGGCUGUGGGCAUACUGUGGAGCAAGAAGUCCCAAGAGGAAACGCUGCCGAAUUGGUCGACUAUUGAGGCGAAUCUUAAAGUGCGACGCCGUCGUCUUCAGCGCCCGCCUGGCCAACUUUACAAGUUGUGAAUCCCCGUAUAAGGUGAUAAUAAAAAUGUCUGUACUCA